GCCCCCAAAAAACAUACACAAACAGAGACACCUGUACACACACACAGACAUGUACAUACACACACACACAUACACACACAGAAACAUGUACACACAUGCACAGAGACACAUGUAUACACACACAGGCAUGUACAGACACGCAUACACACAGAUACAUGUACAUACACAGAAAUACACACGCACAGACACAUGUACACACAGACACAUGUACGUACAUACACACAAACACACACACACAUGUACAUGCACACACACAGACACAUGUACACACACACAUACAUGUACAUACACGCAGACACAUGUACAUGCAUACACAGACACACACACAAACACACAUACAUGUACACACACACACACACAAACACCCUAUAAAAAGUUGCAGUACUUUGUUGUUCACUCACAGAUCCGGGUACUGCACUCUAGGGGGAGGCAGAGAGCACAGCACACACUCCUUCCUUUGCUUUCACUGCACUUAGCUAUUGAGCAGUCUGACGGCUCCCAGUGCCAAUGAUAGAUCCAGCCUGAGCUCCAAGCCUGCUCAGCAAGAUGGCCCUGGGGGACACACUCGCCCCCACCAUGAUUUCCACUCGCCAUUGGUGAGCAGGUGAGUGGAAAUUUCAAG
Molecule: messenger RNA, 622 nt
Organism: Staurois parvus
Lineage: Eukaryota; Metazoa; Chordata; Amphibia; Anura; Ranidae
Source: the annotation of a GenBank genome assembly